AUGUCUCAAACAACGCACACCAGCAGUGGCGUUGGUGACGCCUCAAACAAAAGUUCCAUAUCAAAGACAUCAAUCUGCGACAACCGCAUUCACCUCCUCCUUGCCGCAACAGGCUCAGUCGCGACUAUCAAAAUAUCCAAUAUCAUCAACGCCCUCUCCCCUCAUACCAAGAAGCUCUCAAUAAGAGUAAUCCUCACCACAAAAGCCAAGCAAUUCCUAGCCGGCCAGUCCGCCGAACAGCCCACCGUCUCGUCCCUCAUUUCCCUCCCUGGCGUUGAAGCCGUCUAUGACGAUGACGCAGAGUGGGGACCAGAGCCCUGGCGCCGCGGUGUUGAUAUUUUGCACAUCUCCCUCCGACGCUGGGCAGAUAUCCUUGUCAUUGCCCCUCUUUCCGCAAACACCCUUGCCAAGCUCGCCAACGGACUAAGCGAUAACCUGUUGACGUCUGUAUGUCGGGCGUGGGAUACCGAUGGCCAGGUUGACGGGAAAAGAAAACGGAUUGUGGUUGCACCGGCAAUGAAUACGGCUAUGUGGCGGCAUCCAGUGACGGCACAGCAUAUCCGCGUUCUGGAGGAGGAAUGGGGCAUUAGGAAAGAUGAGGAUACAAGACAAGAGACGGGAUGGUUUGAGGUUCUACAACCACAGUCGUCGAAAGUGUUGGCUUGUGGGGAUGUGGGGAGCGGUGCUAUGUUGGAAUGGACCGAGAUAGUCAAAGUCAUUGAGGCUAGGUUAGGACUAAGUGAUUAG
Penicillium vulpinum is the source of this 747-nucleotide messenger RNA. RefSeq names its product Flavoprotein. The transcript has a single exon. Gene Ontology annotation, biological process: coenzyme A biosynthetic process. Gene Ontology annotation, cellular component: phosphopantothenoylcysteine decarboxylase complex. Gene Ontology annotation, molecular function: phosphopantothenoylcysteine decarboxylase activity; FMN binding. Lineage: Eukaryota; Fungi; Ascomycota; Eurotiomycetes; Eurotiales; Aspergillaceae. The record is from RefSeq and is a predicted model, not a curated record. Bases 1 to 747 code for a protein of 248 amino acids.